Messenger RNA from Melampsora larici-populina 98AG31, 828 nucleotides. RefSeq lists its product as uncharacterized. The transcript has a single exon. The record is from RefSeq and is a predicted model, not a curated record. Bases 1 to 828 code for a protein of 275 amino acids. Lineage: Eukaryota; Fungi; Basidiomycota; Pucciniomycetes; Pucciniales; Melampsoraceae.
AUGCCUGAAAUCACUCCAAAAAAAGCUUCAGUAUUUAAGACAAAAAUCGGAAGAAUUGUUCUUCUAGCAUUACUUAGUAAGGAAUACCUGGUAGAUGGUAGGCCUCUGGACCUACUACCCAUUUCUCCUCAUUUAGAGCUGGGAAGUACUUCAGUGCUUGCUCCAGCUGCUGCAGUGGCCUCAGUAGAGUAUAUUCCUGCAGUCCAGAGUUUGAUGGAUCGUGCACAACCAGCUAAAUACUUGGCCAAAUUGAAUGAAAACUUUGAUGAGACAAUCUAUACCCCAAAGGAAAACCCAGAGGAGAAAUAUGUGCCACGCAUGAGGUUGAGGAAAUUACUGGGUUGUAACAACCGCCAAGAAGGGGGGGGAGGUGGAGGGGGAAAGGGAGGGGGAGGGGGACUGGCCUUCUUGGCACAAAUUCUUUCAGUGGCUUGCAUUGGAUUAUUUUUUCUCAGAGCAUAUCAGUGGAUAAAUUAUUUCAAGGAGGAAUAUGGCGGAAAUGGGGGUGGUCAGUAUAUGCAGGGUGGUAUGGGUGGGGGGGGUGGCCUUCCAGGGGGUUAUCAGAUGGCACCAGGGGGUGGUGGGGGUGGUGGGGGUGGCUUCCAGGGUGGCUUUGGGGGUGGCUUUGGGGGUGGCAGGGGUGGUAAUCCCUAUGCAUUCCAGGGGGGUAAUGGUGGUGGUGGUAGUCCGUUUGGUGGUGGUUGUGGGCCAUGUGGUAGUGGUGGUGGUGGUGGUCCAUUUGGUGGUGGUGGUGGGCCAUGUGGUAGUGGUGGGUGUCCACCCCGUGGUGGUGGUGGUGGGGGUUAUGGUAGUUAUAAAUAUCAAUGA